AGAAAAAAAAAAAAAAGACCUUAUGAAAGAAACUCAAGGUUUAGAAAUUAGAAACAUGGUUGGUAAGAUCAUGGGAGCUAGGCACCAACGAAAGCGAAGGUCUAAUCUAUGUAACAGAAGAUCACCGUGCCAAGGUAGAAAAUCUCCUGACGAUCAUACAUUAAGCUUGGCAAAUGAUAGUAACAACCAUGUUGUGAUCGUCAUGGACGGAAUGAAAGAAUUCAGCAGCGAGUUGCUUGAAUGGGCUCUUAAGAACAUAAUCUCGGCGGGAAGUGUUAUCACUCUUCUUGGUGUCAUGCCAUGGCUAAACAUUCCCUUGUCUGUUAAGACAUGGCUUGAUGUUUGGUCUUUGGAGCUAGAAGAAUUGCCUUUUGUUAGAGAGAAAAAUGAAUGGAAAAGUGACGCCAAGUAUCUAAAGCUACAAACAAUUGUAGACCUUUGCAGAAAUUAUGGGGUCUUGCUGGAAAAGAAAGUAGUAAUGGGCUAUCCGUCGCGAUCUAUGAUUGUGGAGAAAGUUGCCAGCCUUCAUGCAACAUGGGUGGUGUUUGAUAGGCAUCAGAAGAAGAACUCAGAUUUUUAUGCUAAAAAAAUUCAAUGCAACAUGGUGGUGGUGAAUGAGGAUGGAGAGUUUGAUAUAAUCAACAAAGGCAGCCGCCAAAUGAUAGACAAUAGCGGUUGUGGCUGGCCAAGAAUCGCCUGUAACCCUUUUGCUGCACCAAAUGCCCUAACACCUGAUAAUUCCUUCCCAUCAGACCAUCGCCAUCAACCUACCAUGCUCAAGAUAUAAAAAAAAAAAAAAAAAAAAAAAAAAAGAAAAGGAAAAAAAGAAGAAGAAAAAAGGCCUCUUUUUGAGUUUCAUCAACUGGCCUGCCUCCUAGGAAAUUGAGCAUGAUCAUGCUUUGCACAUUUAAUGGAUGGAAAAGAAACUAAUAGUCUUGAUUUCUAUGUCUCUGUUUUUUUUUUUUUUUUUUUUUUUUAAAUAAAUAUU
Ziziphus jujuba (common jujube) is the source of this 988-nucleotide messenger RNA. RefSeq lists its product as uncharacterized. The record is from RefSeq and is a predicted model, not a curated record. Lineage: Eukaryota; Viridiplantae; Streptophyta; Magnoliopsida; Rosales; Rhamnaceae. The transcript has 4 exons. Bases 23 to 787 code for a protein of 254 amino acids. Gene Ontology annotation, molecular function: oxidoreductase activity; 3-dehydroquinate synthase activity. Gene Ontology annotation, biological process: aromatic amino acid biosynthetic process.